AUGGCACCACCCAAAAAAGUCGCCGGUAAAAAACAAGCCGAAACAAUUAACCAACGUCUUCAGUUGGUUAUGAAAUCUGGUAAAUAUGUACUUGGCUAUCGUCAAACAUUAAAAGCAUUACGAAAUGGCCAAGCUAAAUUAAUUCUUGUGUCAGCUAAUACACCACAAAUAAGAAAAAGUGAAAUUGAAUAUUAUGCAAUGUUAGCUAAAACUGGUGUGCAUCAUUACACUGGAAAUAACAUUGAAUUAGGAACUGCUUGUGGCAAAUAUUUUCGAGUGGGACUAUUAGCAAUUACCGAUCCAGGUGAUUCGGAUAUUAUUCGAACAGUACCUGGUGAGCAACAAACAGCAAUUUCUACAUCAUAA
Molecule: messenger RNA, 366 nt
Organism: Didymodactylos carnosus
Lineage: Eukaryota; Metazoa; Rotifera; Eurotatoria; Philodinida; Philodinidae
Source: the annotation of a GenBank genome assembly